Messenger RNA from Aureobasidium subglaciale EXF-2481, 1245 nucleotides. RefSeq lists its product as uncharacterized. NCBI's taxonomy places the organism in Eukaryota, Fungi, Ascomycota, Dothideomycetes, Dothideales, Saccotheciaceae. Gene Ontology annotation, cellular component: mitochondrion. The transcript has 3 exons. Gene Ontology annotation, biological process: glycine catabolic process. Gene Ontology annotation, molecular function: protein binding; aminomethyltransferase activity. Bases 1 to 1245 code for a protein of 414 amino acids. The record is from RefSeq and is a predicted model, not a curated record.
AUGUCACCCCCACGAUACUAUGCUUCAUCCUCCGAUGCUGGCAACUCUAGAACUGGUCUUUAUGACCUACAUGUCUCCAAGGGAGCCAAGAUGGUUCCCUUUGGAGGUUACAUGAUGCCUGUUCAGUACAGCGAUCUAGGUGUUGGUGAAUCUCACAAGUGGACGAGAGAGAAGGCCAGUCUGUUCGAUGUCAGCCAUAUGGUACAAUAUCACUUCACUGGACCUGGAGCAACUGCAUUCUUGGAAAAGAUCACGCCUGCGGAUCUGCAAGCACUACUACCUCAUCAAUCUACUCUCUCUGCUUUGCUACAUCCCCAGACUGGAGGCAUCGUAGACGACACGAUCAUUACUCGCCUGGGAGAGGACAAGUUCUACGUCGUUACCAAUGCUGGCUGUAGAGAAAAGGACUCCGCUUUCUUGAAUUCGAACCUGGAUGCUUGGAACAACGCCAACCAGCCCCGUGUAGAUAAGACAGAGCUCAAGAACCAAGGUCUCGUGGCUUUGCAGGGUCCCCUCUCGGCCGACAUCCUCCAAGGCGUACUAGCUCCCUCAUCCGAAGACAUUGACCUCAAAUCCAUUCACUUUGGCACUUCCAAAUUCCUCACCCUCAGAUUCGCCUCUGGCGAGACUUCUCAGCCUGUCCUCGCUUCCCGCGGUGGCUACACAGGCGAAGACGGCUUCGAGAUUUCCAUCGCACCCGAAGACACAGUAGCAGUAACAGAACUCCUCCUCUCCGCCGCCGGACCGGAGAGACUACGUCUUGCAGGUUUAGGCGCCAGAGAUUCGCUCAGACUGGAAGCAGGCAUGUGUCUCUACGGCCACGACCUCGACGACUCCACAACACCAGUCGAAGGCGCUUUGGCUUGGAUCGUAGCGAAAUCUCGCCGUUCUGCUCCCCGUAACGAGUUCAACGGCGCAGAAACCAUUCUACCUCAAUUGGUCCCCGUCAGUAAAGGCGGCAAGGGCGUCUCUCGCCGUAGAGUGGGGCUGUUGGUUGAAGGUGCUCCUGCUCGUGAGGGAGCACAGAUUGUAGAUGCUGAAGGCAACGCUAUUGGCAUCGUUACCAGUGGCUGUCCUUCUCCUACACUGAAGAAGAACAUCGCCAUGGGAUAUGUCAAGGAUGGACAACAUAAAUCAGGCACGGAGGUGGGCGUUGUGGUCAGAGGAAAGACGAGAAAAGCUACAGUCACAAAGAUGCCAUUCGUGCCUAGCAAGUACUGGAAAGGCGGUAUUUCACCUGCUUAG